UUACUUUCUAACUCCAUCACCGACAGUCCGCCUUAGUCCGCCUAGCUCAGCGAAAGUCUCAUUGUCCAAGCGUAUCUGUAUUUUACUUGCAAUUCACAAGUUUGACCUCACAACCGUCUUCUCGGUCUAAACUUCUUAACGCGUUCACAACCUGCAGCAUUUCGGUUCCCACCACGUGAACAAGAACAGGGACCAAGGGCCGGAAGUGCGUCCAACUCGUGUAGCAAAGAGCCCUGAGCUAAUCUUCCGAAUCGUACUAAUUCUUCCGCUCCUCCACCGUCUUUCCUGCUUACCUCGUGUCUUUACCCACAGCAAUAUUCUUCAAACUUCCUACACAUCCAUAAAAGUCAACAAACUCGAACCAUCAGCACUCAGGGACGCCACAAACAGUCUCUUUUCUUCUCGCCCUCAGCAGCAUGUCUUCUGUGGAGCGCAAUCAAACCCCAGACGGCGACGACCUCGCUGAGCCGCAGUCUACAGACCUUCAACCUCAAAUGACAGUUCAUCCCGUCAAUGGCUACUCUAGUAUGCCAAUGCAUAUGUAUCCUUUCCCACCCGGCCUAGUUGCCACACAACCUCUUCGUUCCAAACGCAGGCAAGUCAAAAACGCUUGCACAAACUGCCAGAAGGCAUGCAAGAAGUGUGACGACGCCCGUCCUUGCCUCCGUUGCGUCAAAUAUGGCAUCGCUGAAGAGUGUGUCGAUUCCCAGCGCAAGGAGAGGAAAAAAGGCGUGAAAAGGGGACCCUACAAGAAGCGCGAUGGCAAAGGCACCAAUGCCGACAUUGGCGAUGUGCCCGAGCAACCUAGCAUUCCCGUCACGACGGAAGUGCCAACCCAGUCGGCGUCGCCGCCUUUGCAGGCGACUUAUAUGGCGCCUAUUGGGUAUUCAAUGUUCCCGGGACAGUUCCCAGGUUCGCCUACUCCCAAGCCUGGCGAGCCAUCCCCGGCGUACUAUCCCCAGUUCUAUGCAAUCACCCCCGUGCCUCAUCCUGGACAGAAUGGGCAUCCAGGUCAAGACCCAGAACAGGGCUACCCGUCCAUGGCCCAGUACAUUCCGGCCGCAUUCCUUCCAUAUGCGCCGCAGUCGUAUGGAUACAUGUAUCCGCACCGCCCUGACGGCCAGAUGCAGAUGAUGAGCCCCCAUUAUGCUCCUUAUCCCCAGAUGUACGGCAAGCCGCCUUCGGCUGGGGGUUCAAGCGACUCUGGCCAUCUCAAUGGGCGGAAUCACGGUGACGACUAGACGAGGUACAUAGCGUCUCAAAGGAACCCUUUUCCCCAUUUAACUUCUUGAUUUCGCGUAACGUGCCCUUGUGAUGUGUCGUUUGUAUAUUAAACGGAGGGCUUGUUUAAACCUACAUGCAUCCAUCUCAUCUCGCCUUGCCUACGUCGUUCCUGUACUGUUAUAUAGCAUUGUCCAUACCUCGUUGUUCGUUGUGCCUAGGUCUAUUUGCUUGAUGCAUUGUUGCCUUUGCCAUCUUUGACUGAUCUCCAUUUGCUUCAAUAUGACUCG
Messenger RNA from Suillus clintonianus, 1511 nucleotides. RefSeq lists its product as uncharacterized. Gene Ontology annotation, molecular function: RNA polymerase II transcription regulatory region sequence-specific DNA binding; DNA-binding transcription factor activity, RNA polymerase II-specific; zinc ion binding. Bases 417 to 1241 code for a protein of 274 amino acids. The record is from RefSeq and is a predicted model, not a curated record. The transcript is spliced from 3 exons. Gene Ontology annotation, cellular component: nucleus. Gene Ontology annotation, biological process: regulation of DNA-templated transcription; cellular response to starvation. Lineage: Eukaryota; Fungi; Basidiomycota; Agaricomycetes; Boletales; Suillaceae.